AUGACUUUUGCAGCCUACAGGUACCGCCUUAAGUACCGUAAGGGCAAGAACAUGGACGUGGCUGACGCCUUGUCCAGAUUGCCGCAAGCAGUGCCAGCAGGAGUAGAAUCCGCCGAGUGCCUGUCAGUAUUUGAGUGUCUUCCACUGACAGCCGAUGAAAUCGCCAAAGCGUCCAGGCGAUGUCUGACGUUAAGUCGUAUAGCUGAUUUCACUCUGAGUGGUUGGCCUGGCGAAUGCCCGGAAGACCUAAGGGCGUAUUAUGUACGCAGAGACGAACUGUCACUGGAGCAGGGGUGCUUAACAUGGGGAGUUCGGGUUGUUAUUCCUGAAGUGCUGAGACAUCGCGUGCUUGACAUUCUGCACACUGAACAUCCUGGGGCAAGCCGCAUGAAAAUGCUAGCCCGCAGUUUUGUGUGGUGGCCAGGAAUUGACCUAGCCAUAGAAGACUAUGUAAAAAGGUGUAAAAUAUGCCAAGCAGUGCAACCUGCAGCUCCGUUAGCACCACUUCAACCCUGGAGUUAUCCAGCCAGAUGUUGGUCACGCGUCCAUAUAGACUUUGCGCAGACAAGUGCAAAUGUGUUUCUUGUCCUUGUGGAUGCCUAUUCCAAGUGGGUCGAAGUGUGGCCAAUGCUCUCUACUUCAACAGCAAAGACAAUUGAAAAGCUUCGAAGUGCUUUUGCCGCUUACGGAUUCCCGGAAGCACUAGUAAGCGACAAUGGGCCACAAUUUAUCUCGGCCGAGUUCGCGCAUUUCAUGGCCACCAACGGCGUGAAACACAUUCGCACUCCCCCCUACCAUGCAGCUUCGAAUGGUGCGGCUGAACGAACCGUACAGACCGUGAAACGCGCUCUGAUGAAGGAACUGUUGGAAAGCAAAUCGUCAGGUACGCGUCAUUCGUUCCAGGAAAAUAUUGAUAGUUUCUUGAUGACAUACCGCAACACACCAAAUAGCGUGACGGGAAAGACACCCGCCGAGCUUUUUCUUAAGCGACAACCACGAACAAAACUUGCAUUGUUGAAACCAGACUUUUCGAGAUCAAUGCACACGAAGCAGCAGAAACUCAAAGAGCAGCGGGAUGUGAGUCGCGGGCGUGAGCGUUUGUUCGACGUUGGUGAUAAAGUGUUCGUGAAAACUGUGCGCGGUGAGUGUGCCUCGUGGGAGGAAGGUGUGGUGCGUCAGGUUGUGAGUGCUGUGACAUACGUGGUGAAAGUGCGCGAACAACUUCGGUUUACGCAUGCCGAUCACCUGCGACCACGCCAUGCGGACCCGACACCAAGCCUGAAUCCCAAGUCCGGACUCGGACACCCUUUAACGCCGCACAGCGACGUCACAGAGGAGAAAUCACCGGCCGCAGGAAACUCAGCCAGAACUUCCGUUCCAGAUAAACUGGUGGCUACUGAUCCGACGCCUCCUGUUCAACAGCCUAUCCCACCUGUCAACGUGAACUGCCCGACAGAGCUAGCAGCUCCGACGUCACAAACGGAGCCACGGUCAGCUUCGCCGUCAGCGGAAAGCCAACCGUUACGGCGCAGCACACGAACCCGCAAACCACCGGAUCGUUUCUAG
Messenger RNA from Rhipicephalus sanguineus (brown dog tick), 1566 nucleotides. RefSeq lists its product as uncharacterized. NCBI's taxonomy places the organism in Eukaryota, Metazoa, Arthropoda, Arachnida, Ixodida, Ixodidae. Gene Ontology annotation, molecular function: nucleic acid binding. Bases 1 to 1566 code for a protein of 521 amino acids. Gene Ontology annotation, biological process: DNA integration. The record is from RefSeq and is a predicted model, not a curated record. The transcript has a single exon.